CUGGCUACGGCUCAGCGACAUUUCUUCACCGCUGCUGCAGCCCGUGCACUUUUUAUUCGCUUUCAAGGUCUAAACAAUUGAAACAAUAGCAAAAUGGCUCAUCGCGACUAUGUACAGGACAGAGAAACGUUCCUGUCGAAGUUUGGCAAGUGCGACGAUGACGGCAAGAAGCAAUUUGUUUAUAACUCGCAGCUGGUGAAGCUGGCGCAUAGGGAGCAGGUCCUGAUCACCAUCGAUCUGGACGUUCCCGAAGUUCAAUAAGAGCCUGGC
Messenger RNA from Drosophila persimilis, 270 nucleotides. Its product is annotated as DNA replication licensing factor Mcm7. The record is from RefSeq and is a predicted model, not a curated record. Lineage: Eukaryota; Metazoa; Arthropoda; Insecta; Diptera; Drosophilidae. The transcript has 2 exons. The coding region runs from base 94 to 261 and encodes 55 amino acids.